AUGGUCAGCCCGCAGAUGCCCCAGCUCUUGCCCCGGACAGUGAUCCUGGCGCUUAUUUUCCUUCCCCAGGCACGGCCUGCAGGCGUCUUCGAGCUGCAGAUCCACUCUUUCGGGCCGGGACCAGGACCGGGUGCCCCGCGGUCCCCCUGCACUGCGCAGGGCCCGUGUCGCCUCUUCUUUAGGGUCUGCUUGAAGCCAGGGGUCUCCGAGGAGGCCGCCGAGUCUCCGUGCGCCCUGGGCGCGGCGCUGACUGCACGAGGACCGCUCUACACCCAACAGCAGCCCGAAGCGCUGGCGCCUGAACUGCCGCUGCCCGACGGCUUCAUGCGCGUGCCCUUCCGGGAAGCCUGGCCGGGCACCUUCUCUCUUAUCAUCGAAACCUGGAGAGAGGAGUUAGAACAGAUUGGAGGGCCAGCCUGGAGCCUGCUGGCACGCGUGGCGGGUCGGCGCCGCCUGGCGGCCGGGGGCCCGUGGGCCCGGGACGUGCAGCGCGCAGGCGCCUGGGAGCUGCGCUUCUCCUACCGCGCGCGCUGCGAGCCGCCAGCCGUCGGGACCGCAUGCGCGCGCCUCUGCCGUUCGCGUAGCGCCCCCUCGCGGUGCGGCUCGGGACUGCGCCCCUGCACGCCGGUCGAGGACGAGUGUGAGGCCACGCCAGCGUGUCGCCAGGGCUGCAGUCCAGACCACGGCUUCUGCGAGCAGCCCAACGAAUGUCGAUGCCUGGAGGGCUGGACUGGGCCUCUCUGCACCAUCCCUGUCUCCAGCAGCUGCCUCACUCCCAGGGGCCCGUCUCCUGCCACCCCUGGAUGCCUUGUACCCAGGCCUGGGCCCUGUGACGGGAACCCGUGCGCCAACGGGGGCAGCUGUAGCGAGACCCCGGGAUCCUUCGAAUGUGCCUGUCCCCGAGGGUUCUACGGACUGCGGUGUGAGGUGAGCGGGGUGACAUGUGCGGAUGGACCCUGCUUCAAUGGCGGCUUGUGUGUGGGAGGCGCAGACCCUGACUCUGCCUACAUCUGCCACUGCCCGCCCGGGUUCCAAGGCUCCAACUGUGAGAAGAGAGUGGAUCGCUGCAGCCUGAAGCCGUGCCGGAACGGCGGGCUCUGCCUGGACCUGGGCCACGCCCUGCGCUGCCGCUGCCGCGCGGGCUUCGCGGGGCCACGCUGCGAGCACGACCUGGACGACUGCUCCGGCCGCGCCUGCGCCAACGGCGGCACGUGCCUAGAGGGCGGCGGCGCGCGCCGCUGCUCCUGCGCUCUGGGCUUCGGCGGCCGUGACUGCCGCGAACGCGCCGACCCGUGCGCCGCGCGCCCCUGCGCCCACGGUGGCCGUUGCUACGCCCACUUCUCUGGCCUCGUCUGCGCCUGCGCCCCCGGCUACAUGGGCGCGCGCUGCGAGUUCCCGGUUCACCCCAACGGCGCGGAUGAUGGCGCACGGGUAUUGCCCGCAGAGCUGCCGGGCCUGAAACAGGGGGACCCGCAGCGCUUUCUUUUGCCUCCGGCCUUGGGACUGCUGGUGGCCGCGGGCUUGGCCGGCGCGGCGCUCUUGCUGGUCCACGUGCGGCGCCGAGGCCCUGGCCAGGAUACUGGGUCUCGCUUGCUGGCGGGAACCCCGGAGCCAUCGGUGCACGUGCUCCCAGAUGCACUCAAUAACAGAAGAACACAGGAAGGUUCGGAGGAUGGGCCGAGCCAGCCAGCGGAUUGGAAUCACCCUGAAGAUGGAGACUCUCAUGCGAUUUAUGUCAUAUCGGCUCCUUCCAUCUAUGCCCGGGAGGUAGCUACCACCCCUCUACCUGCUCCCCACACAUUGGGCACGCUGGGCGGAGGCAGCCCCUGCAUUUCCUGUAGCCCUCUUUUACUUUAUCUGUAA
Neogale vison (American mink) is the source of this 1863-nucleotide messenger RNA. RefSeq names its product delta like canonical Notch ligand 3 (gene DLL3). The transcript is spliced from 8 exons. Gene Ontology annotation, cellular component: protein-containing complex; plasma membrane. Gene Ontology annotation, biological process: Notch signaling pathway; multicellular organism development; heterophilic cell-cell adhesion. The record is from RefSeq and is a predicted model, not a curated record. Gene Ontology annotation, molecular function: calcium ion binding. Bases 1 to 1863 code for a protein of 620 amino acids. Lineage: Eukaryota; Metazoa; Chordata; Mammalia; Carnivora; Mustelidae.